AGGCGACUCGACCCCGCGGCAUCGGAGGCGGCAAGGGGCGGCGGAGGGAGAGGGUAUCGGAUCGAUGCCAGAGCCCAGGCCAACGAGCCGACGCCGUCACGAGCCUCGCGUCGUCGAGUGAUCCGUCAAAGGCACGCGCGAGCCUCGGAGACGACUAGGGAGAAAAGCGAGGUGCGACAACAACGACAAGCGUUGAGCUGGCAGGAAGAUUCGAAGAGGAGUCGGGGCCCGGAGGCGUUUGCGAGAAAGUAAUUAGUGGGGUGACGGUCGUUGUUCGGGGCAAGAGAAAGAGAAAGAGAAAGAGGGCUCCGCCGGAGGUUUUAUAAUUAUUACGGUGACACGGUACGAUGGGCCGCGACGUCGUCGCUGCAGGCCACGGGGAUGAGGUAGCGGCGACGGCGAGACGGAGCAACGCGGGGGCGGAGGAGGAGGCCGAGGCUGGUAUCCCCAGGGGGAGGUAGCUGAAGGCAGCCGGCGAGGUGCGGGCGAGCGAUGCAGCGGCUGCGCUCGACGUUCAAGCGGUCGCGAACGCCGACGGGCGCCGAGAUGAAGUCACAGUCGAGUCUAGAGGUGCCGAAGCAGGUGAGGUCCGCCUCCUUCGACGAGAUACAGCUCGAGGCGAAACGGCAGGACGGGGCGCGGGCGAGGGAGCAGAGCCCCACCGACCGGGCCGCGGCGGCUUCCUGCAACCCCCAGCAACCCUCCUUCCGGUCGGCAGCAUCCGCCUUCACCUCCGCCGCCAGCAGCUCCGCCGCGAACAGCGACACCGGGGCCACGAUCGCCGCCCCGAGCCGUCACUCCCACCACGAGUCAGCCGUCAGGAGACUGACGACCCUCCGCGUACCCCAGCUACGGAGCAACCAGCGUUCCAAGAGCUUCGAUGCUUGCGGCAUCGACAAGAGAAGCACGGGGAAUCCUUCGCCGCCGCCGAUUUCGCAGACAUCCGGAUGCUACCAUUGCGCCUGCGUCGAGGAGUACGAGCGGCGGCAGGCCCGGAAGAACGAGGCCGCGGAAUCACCGUCUGCGAUUUUCGCAGCCAGGACUAUCUUCGACGCGCGGGUUGUGAGCACCGAGAAUGCUGAGGACGAUGAGGAGGACGACGAGAGGGAGGAGAACGAGGACGAGGACGACGAAGACCAUGACGAUUUGCAGGACCCGGAAGAAGACGCGCUCAGGUACCGCGAACGAUCCUCCGGGAGUUCCUGUUCACAGCAGGAUUCCCAGGAGAAGACGGACCGCGAGAACAGCCCGGAGAUUCUGGUCACCUUGACGAGCACGGACUCCUCUUAUCUCUCGACAAGACGGAGGUCGGUCGCCUCGCCCAAGCUCUCUAGACAGGAAGCGCUCACCUCGUUUCCCGCCGACCUGACCUCUACCCUGAGCAUCAAGGACCCAGAGGACGACGAAGGCGACGGCAGCUCCGAUCCAUCCGCGACCGACGUUGAGUCCGAGGAACGGACUGGACUGAGAGGCGGACGCCUCGUCGUCAGGGACAUUUUCCUCACCGUUCCAGAGCUGAAGAGGGACCGCGCAGCCUCCGUCGACUCCUGCUUCAACGGCAGCAAGGCCUCCGAAAAGACCGGAGAGAACCAGCAGGGCCUACUUGCCGUUCCUCAGCAGAGCUUGCGAUCGAAAAGCGUCGACAUCGUCCUUCCUACUGACGCCCAGACCAGAUACACCACCCUCCUACCAUCAAACGAGUCUCGGCAUUUGCGAGGAGGGAGAGAAGCGGCAGAUGGUGGGUCGAGUGCUGGCCAACAAAGAGAACCCCGAUCGACGCCAGACUGGGGACCAAGCGCGAUCAACGGGGAACAUCUCUGGGUCCCAACCGCUGCUUCCGGGGACUUUUGCUACGUCACCGACUGUUCCAAACACGGUCCGAGGUUGAAAUGCGCAGCGUGUCGAGUAGUGGCCCACGCCUGCUGCGCCACGGGACUCGGGUUUGCCUGCAAGCCUAGUUUCCGGGACGUUGGGGUGCGACAGUACCGGGAGCAGACGUCGACGCACCAUCACUGGGUGCACAGAAGGUCGCAGAAGGGUAAAUGCGCCAACUGUGGUAAAUCGUUCCAGUCCAAGCUCAGUUUCAGUUCAAAGGAGAUAGUAGCGCUGAGCUGCAGCUGGUGCAAGACCGCUUACCACAACAAGGAAGCCUGCUUCAACGUCCAAAAGAUCGGGGAAAACUGCGAUCUGGGUCGUCACGCUUCGGUGAUAGUUCCUCCCUCAUGGAUAGUGAAGCUCCCGCGUAAAGGGAGCUUCAAAAGCAGUCUGCGUAAGUCGCCCCAAAAGAAGAAGUCCGGCUCAAGUAGUGGCGGCUGUUUGGCCGGCACCGCCUCAACCCGAAAGAAGCUCAAGGACAAGGAUAAAGACAAGGAUCAGACCAGACUCUGGGUCGUCAAGCCCAUACCAACGGCCAGUGUCAGGCCCGUCUUGGUCUUCAUCAACCCCAAAUCAGGCGGCAAUCAAGGCGCUAAACUCCUUCAGAAGUUUCAGUGGCUCCUCAAUCCACGUCAGGUUUUUGAUCUCACACAAGGCGGUCCGAAAAUGGGGUUGGAGCUCUUCAAAAAAGUCCCGAACCUCAGGGUUCUGGCUUGCGGUGGCGACGGUACCGUUGGCUGGGUCCUCUCGAUCCUCGAUCAAAUCGGGGCAUCACCGCCGCCGGCGGUUGGCGUCCUUCCUCUGGGUACGGGAAACGACCUUGCCCGCGCCCUCGGCUGGGGCGGCGGAUACACCGACGAGCCCAUAGCGAAGAUCCUCUCGAACAUCGGGGAUAGCGACACUACGCUUCUGGAUCGGUGGCAACUGACCGUCGAGAGGAACACCGACGCUCCAAACGACGACGAGGCUGGUAAAGGGAAGGAAAACCUUCCCCUGAACGUGGUCAACAACUAUUUCUCCCUCGGCGUCGACGCUCACAUCGCCCUAGAAUUCCACGAGGCAAGAGAGGCCCACCCGGAAAAGUUCAACUCCCGUCUCAGGAACAAAAUGUUCUACGGACAAAUGGGGGGCAAGGAUCUCGUGCGCCGAAAGUGGAAGGACCUCUCGGAGUUUGUUACCCUGGAAUGCGACGGACAGGACUUGACUCCAAAGCUUAAGGAGCACCGAGUCCACGCUAUAGUAUUUCUCAACAUCGGAUCGUACGGGGGAGGAACUCAUCCCUGGGCUGCCGGGGGUGCCGGAAGUAGCGGGGGUGGCUCAGGAGGGACUGGCGAACCGGCUACCGAUGACGGACUGAUCGAGGUCGUGGGGCUGACGACUUAUCAGCUUCCCUUGCUACAGGCAGGCGGUCAUGGAACCUGCAUAGCCCAGUGCAGCAAGGCGAAGUUGGUAACGACGAGGACGAUCCCGAUGCAGGUGGAUGGUGAGGCGUGCCGUCUGCUACCGUCAACGAUCUCGCUAUCGCUGCUCAACCAGGCGACGAUGCUAGCGAAGCGAAGAAACACAGGAAAACCGCAGCAAAACGUCGGGGCAAAACUGGAGCGGCUAAAGCUCCCCGUUAUGAAGAUCAAAAUGUCCGACUACGAGGCAUACCACUCGGACAAGGAGCGACUAAAGCGCUCGGCUGUCUCUUGGCUCCCGGAUACCCUCGACCUGGACGCCACUCUGGACCUCGAAUCCCUGCGAGGAAUACUCGCAAAAGACCUGCCGAUGGACGCCUGUUGCUUUUUGGACUCUUGCACGGCGGAGCGAUUUUUCAGGAUCGACAGAGCCCAAGAGCAGCUUCACUACGUCACCGACGUCGCUGCUGAGGCUCUGUACGUCUUGGAGGAGGGACUCGCGGGGGUUCCGCACCAGGAAGUGGACAGUGUUGCUCAGCCGUCACCAAGCGACGAGGCAGCCAGGCCGGAGACCGGAAGUGUGGCCGAGGAGAGGCGGAUCUCACCGGGACGUGCGUCUCCCGUGCAGGACCAGUCGCGGUCGGCGCGAGAACCGGAACCGGAGCGACGCGCGUCGAGUCGAAGGGUGCCUGAGAUCGCGGUCGCCGGAACCGAGGAACCUGGCAAGCUUCCGGAUACAACGCCGUCGAACGGCGCCAAACCUACCACCAAGAAAGCCAACGACGCCUCGUCCGCGGCGUCCAGCCAAUCUCAUCAGCCUCUUGCUUUCGUCAGUUCGAGGGAUCGUUUGUUCGGACUAAGUGCCGAGGUGCAUGAGCACAGUCAUACCUUCGGCGGUGGUCUCCUCGAGAAGACGUGCGACGGGAUACUGAGGGCGGCAAAAACCGGCGACCUGCCGGCUCUGAAGGAUCUUCACUCCAAGGGUUACUCUCUUCUCUCGAUCGACGUGAACGGACAGACUGCUUUGCACCACGCCGCGAGGCACGGACACAAGGACAUAGUGAGGUACCUGAUCGCCUGCGCGCCUUCGACGAUCCUGAACAUGGUGGACAACGACAAGGGACAAACGGCCCUUCACAAGGCAGCCCAGCAGAAGAGGCGCUCAGUUUGCUGUAUGCUGGUGGCCGGAGGAGCGACCCUUACGGUUCGAGAUCGACACGGUCAUACGGCACGGCAGUUGGCCCUCAAUGCAGAGGAUCGAGAGCUGGCAGCUUACCUGGAGAGUCAGGAGCAAUUUCACCUGGUGACGGUGGACAUGGAAAGCGUUCUCUGACCCACCGAGCUUUAUGGUCUGGCUUAAGCGAGCCUGCAGCGAAUUUAAUCAAUUAUGUAUAGUUACAUUAUAAUAUUAUUAUAUAUUAUAUACACUAUCCACACGUUAUAAGGAAACGUGUGAUAAUAUUCGGUUAACGUUAUGAUAUAUAUACACCCGUAAAACACAAGUAUAAGGGUAGGUAUAGUAACAAUAAUUCCGACGAUCUAUUUUUUUUUUCUUUCGAUAAAAAAUAGAUAUAAUUUUCACCUUAUUCGAUCGUAUAUGAUAUAAAAGCACGCGUAAAAUCAUUUAAAAAAGGAAAAACCGAAGAUAAAAAAAAACAACUAAAAUAAAUAAAUAAAUAAAAAAAAAAAAAAAAAAAACACCCGCACGUUAUCAAUCGUUCGAGAAAUUUACUCAAAUUACGAGAAGAAUCGAAGUAAUGAAACGAAGAGAACAGAAUUUUAUUAAAAUUAAAUCAAUUAAUUAAUAAUAUAAUGUUAAUGAUAUUCAACGUAAAGUGUAUAAUAUUUCCUACAUAAUAUCUAUACUCGACAAUUUUUACUCUGCUCCAUGACUAAAUAUAAUCUGUUAUUGUAUAUUACAUAUACUUACUAUAUACAAAUUCGCGGAUACACGUUUGUUUAAAUACAUACACCGACGCUAGGCUGUGCUACAAAUCUGGGGAGCAGCUUCAGUUUAUAAUAUUCGUACGGUAUACGAAUAUACCAAAUUUAGGUACGCGGACCGUACAUCAGUUUACAUUCAAAAACGCGUGAGGUGAAACCUAUACAUAUAUGUAGGUAUACAUAUACGUAUACCUAUACAUAUACACUCUGUUGACAAAUGAAAUAAGUACGUAUAGUUCGGUACCAAAAAAAAGAAAAUACGAAAAAACGAAAAAAAAAAAAAAAUAAUUUGUGAAAUGAACGGGAUCAACGUGAGAACACCAAUUAAUUCUUAGAUGCGAUCGAUUGCUACGUAUAUCUUCUCCUAAAAUAUACAUAUACAUUAUAACAAUUAUAUAUCGUAUUAUUACGAAUUAUUACGAAAAUUAUUCCUUGAUAUAAAAAUUUUCUCAAUUUUCCUAUGACAAUUAAAAACACACACUAAUGAAAAACAAGGUUAACGAAGAAAAAAAAGUGACACGUAAACCUACACUUUAUAGUUACACAAUACGUAACAAUGAGAUAAUCGAAUUAAUAUUAUGAAUUCACAGAUAUAAAUUAAUACCAAAUUGAGACCGAAUGUAUCAUCGGCUUGAUUGUCGUAAAGUAGAUCAUCGAAUUCAUUCAAUUUCGACUUGAGUUGUAUCGAUUCUCCUAUUCUUAUACAUAUACCUUGCACUGUUUAAAUGAAAAAAAAAACGAAAAUAAGCAAGAAAAAAAAAAAAAAAACGAGAAAGUUAAACAAGAAAAUAUUUAACGAUACUUGUAUACCAAUAUAUUUGUUAUACAUAUAUGUACGUGUAUAUUACGUUUCGAGAAACGAGUACGCGUCCAUCUGUGCGUUAUUUUACCGCGUUUCAGGCUGACGCAAUUGCGCGAAUUGAGUUUGAUAGUUCAACAAAUGAUUCAGCAAAGAGCAGCGGUUACGAAAAUAAGCUCAAUUUCGGUUUCGAGCCUCGGGGAGUAUUUGAUUUUGAUACGUGUUAAGCAAGUGUCGGAAAUGAGCUUGCGCAUCAAUGAAUAUGGCAAAAUUUUUAACAAAAGAACGCGUCAUUGUAAAUUCCGACAAAAUAUAGAUUACGGUAAAAUAUUUUUGCCCAAAUAACGCAAGUCGAUUAAACAUAAAAAUGGUAUCACGAUUAUAUGCCGUGCAACUACUUGUAAUCAUAUAAUAUAUUUCGUCUAUAUUUUUUUGUACUUAAUACAUAGUGAUAUUAUUUAUUUAUUUAUUGUACAGAAAUGUGCUCGGGAGAGCAGAGAUGGGCGUUAUUCCUGGAACUUGUAUUAUAUAGGUAUCAUAUAUGCAUAUACAGACAUAUCGAUGCAAGUACAUAUAUUAUAAAUAUAUAGUACACUAAAAUUGUAUAUAGAGUAAGAAAUUUAACGGAAAUGCCUUCUACGGUCCACAUAAAGAUAUUAUUGUAUAGUUGAAAAAGACGCGAGAAAAAAAAAAAAAAAAUUUAGGAUAAAACGCA
Molecule: messenger RNA, 6733 nt
Organism: Diprion similis
Lineage: Eukaryota; Metazoa; Arthropoda; Insecta; Hymenoptera; Diprionidae
Gene: rdgA
Product: eye-specific diacylglycerol kinase
Exons: 11
Coding region: 493-4608 (1371 amino acids)
Biological process (GO): lipid phosphorylation; intracellular signal transduction; diacylglycerol metabolic process
Molecular function (GO): ATP-dependent diacylglycerol kinase activity; protein binding
Source: RefSeq, a predicted model, not a curated record